CAAGAAUGGUCAAAGGGCUCUGAACUGAGUUUUAUUCUCUCGGAGCACAUUGAAUGGGGGAGUAGAAGUGGUUGUCCUUGACUGGGCUCUCUCUGAGCUCUGGCUGCAUUUGCUCACAGCUUGUUCAGUCUUGCAGGCCUUUCAUAACAAAACUGUCAGGAACGAAACCCCAUCAUUCCAGUCUCUCUGAGGAACCGACUACUGUAUUGUCCUGCCCUACAUUCUGCUUGGACUCUUCUUCUUUUUUGUCUGUUUUUUUUUCUUUUUACAUCCAUGCUACUACAGAGGAUAGAAGAUAGGAGCAAUCAGUACCAGUUCACCCAAUGCCAAACUGUCAUCGUCCAUUAUUAAUUAAAAGAGAAUCAUGUGAUUGAACACACUCCCUGUCUGGUUCUAUCUCUUGUUCAAGAUGGAUGGUGAAGGGGGUGAUGGCAGCAACAGCCAAGAACAUAAUUACUCAAAUCAAGAUCCUUACAGUCCCUCCAGUGGCUUCGAUGACAAUUCAAUAAAUAAGGAUGAGAAGUUCAAAGAUGAUUCUAUUGAGCCUGAAAAUAAUAAGAAGUAUGAUGAGACAGACCUAAAUCAAAUAAUUCUCGACGAAGACGAGUCCCAUCCUGAUGGAGCAGUACCUCGAUUUGUCAUACAAGGCCUGGGCGACCCACCGGAAAAGCCACCCCUGAACGGGGACGUGUCUUUGUCAGGCAUGUCCUUAAAGGACGGCAACGACACAGGCCAGAAUUUAGAUCAAGAUGAAAAUAAUGGCUGUGGCAGUCUGGACUGUAUGUACUAUACGCUAAUGUGCUGUGAAUGUUCAGUAUUGUGAUUUUUAUUUAUUUUGUGAGAUGACUAAUGGCAAAUUUGAAAAAGAAAAUGUGCAAUAAAUUUUAUAAUUUUU
Messenger RNA from Cimex lectularius (bed bug), 895 nucleotides. RefSeq lists its product as uncharacterized. The transcript is spliced from 4 exons. Bases 410 to 823 code for a protein of 137 amino acids. Lineage: Eukaryota; Metazoa; Arthropoda; Insecta; Hemiptera; Cimicidae. The record is from RefSeq and is a predicted model, not a curated record.